Messenger RNA from Cuscuta europaea, 2045 nucleotides. The record is from the annotation of a GenBank genome assembly. Lineage: Eukaryota; Viridiplantae; Streptophyta; Magnoliopsida; Solanales; Convolvulaceae.
CAACGUUGCUUCUUCACAAAAGAUGAGUAGAUGAAGUUUUUGAAGUGUUGAAGAACUGAGGAACUUUGCAACUUGCUAGUUGGAUGAGGGAUUAGAAAGUAUAUCUUCCAACUGUAGCCUUUUCUUGUUAAGAAUGAAGUUUGAAUCUCAAGAAGGCUUUGAGGUAUUUGAUUUAGAGUAGAAUGAUCUGAGCAAGUUCGUUUUGCAGAUGUUGUAGCAAAGUUAUUCUCGUAGUUCUUCAGAGUGUAUCUUAUAUACUGGGAGCAGUCUUCCCGUUGGAGUGUAGAAGACAGCUUCAUUAAAUGCUUGUACUGUUGACUUGACCGGUUGGACCUUCGACUUGCUAUUUUGGGGGCGUGAAGAUACUCGCAUGGUCAAUCAUCAACUUUAAAUAUCUCUUCGUAUGUACAACAUUAAAUGUGCAUUUAAUGUGUGUACAUUACCAUGUUUCCGUUGAGAGGUUCGUAACCGUUAGGGGAUUUCCCGUUAGUUUAACGACCGUUGGUAAGUGCUUUCGGAAUCUUUUAGCAGAGUCUUAUGAGGCUCUCUGGUUCAAUCUUUGAAGUCCGCCUCUGUUGCCAACUCUGGUACCAACACUGAUGACCAGUUUCUGAUGGCUUCUCUGGUGAGCAACUCUGGGAGCAACUCUGGUAGAAGCAAGGUGGAUCUCUGGCAGACAGACUAAGCUAAAACUUACAAAAGAAAUUCUAAUACAAAAUUUCUAAAGGGGUGCAAACAUGGACGCAGGGAAACUCUUCGCCCUGAAGAAGAAGGGCAUGGCCCAAUCUCAGAAGAAGGACCCUUCGGGCCAGCAGCCCGUUGAGACCUUUUUUCAGAAGGAGAUACUGGAGCCCUCUACUGUGGCUGCCGUUCGUGAUGUGGCCGGGGGAUGGGGGGACGAAGAAGAAGAAGGGCAGCAAGGGGGUAGAGCCCCCUGCCAAGAAGCAGAAAGGUCCCGGGGAUGUUGCCGAGAAGGCGGCCCCCUUAGUGAUCAUAGAGGAUCAUUCCUCUCCCGAGCCCCCGGUUGUCACCGUGGUGAUAGCUCAGACGGACCUUCCCCUGGGGAACUUUCCCCGGGAGACUCUGCAACUCUCCCUUGCUCGGGGAGCUUCCGUGAUGCACGACUCGGCCGAACCGAAGGCGUUCCUGAGGGGGAUCACUUCGGUGAUGGAUAAGGCGGCCCUCGCAACCUAUGACGACGAGGCCCUCGAGAGCAAGAUCUUCCGAUCUUCUCUAACUGCUUGCAUAUCCCUCGGAGAGCAUGCACGAAAGCUCGAGCAGUGGCGCCUCCACAAGGCGGAGCAGGAUGAGAAGAUGAAGGAGCUCAUCCUCAAGAACUCUGGCUCUGUGAAGCAGAUGGCUCAGCUGGAGGAGAACCUUCGGAAGGCCACCGAGGGGGCUGAGCAGAGGCUGAAGGCUGCCGUGGAGGAGGCCAAACUUGAAGCUUAGAGGGUCGAUGCCGAGGCCUCAAAGAAAGCUGCUGAGGAGGCGGAGUCUGCCAAGGCCGUAGCCAUUGCCAAAGCUCGAGAGGAUGCCGUCGCUGUGUUCAUGGCUGAGGGCUGGAAGACCGAGGAGCGGCAGCAGUGGGUGGCCUCGGUCGUCGAGUCUUCGGUGGAUAGCUGGGUGAAGGGCCCCGGGACUGAUUGGAUGGCGGAAAAGGGCGACAACUAUUAUCAAGGGGGUGAAUUCUUCACCCAGCAUCUGGUUUACCGGAGGCUCGCCAGACACUUCGGCGUUCCCCUCGAGCAGUUUGAUUCGGCAGUGUACGGCCUUCCCCCUUUUCAACCUGAUGUGAGAGUGCCCCUCCCCUCAGGCGAAGAGAGGCCGGUGAUUCAUGACUCCAUGAUGAUGGGUGGAGAUGAUGAUGCCAUCGGGGAAGAGGUCUCCUCCAAAGCCGCCGAAGGCGCCGAUGAUGAAGCUAUCAACCCAUGACUUGUACUUAGAUUUCUCUUGAGCAACAUUUGUAAUGUAAAAACAUUUUUUGGCUUUCGGCUUCGGCCAGUUUGUAACAAACAUCUUACUUUUCUUUGAUGAAUGAAUGUCUG